AUGACUUCAAUCCAAGAAUUGGAAAGCGAUAAGUUUCAAAAACUUACAGCAAAGAGAACUGUUUUGCGAAGGUUAACUACUCAAUUAGUCAAUCAAAUUGAGAAAAAGUUAAAACAUGUAGGUGAAAUUGAUGAAGCAGAAUUACGCGACGAUUAUGAACUUUUAAUUGCAAGGUCUAACGGAUUGACAGCGUUUGAUAGCGAAAUGUUAGAAUUUAUUGAACUCGAACAGAUAGAGAAAGAAGUAACUUUAAAUGAUGAAUACGAAGCUAAAUGCCUAAAGUUUUCUAAAAGAAUAUUGCGUUAUUUAGAAGAUAAAAAUAAAGGCAGUCGAAAUUUAAGUUCUUCAAGCAACCAAAGUACAAAUGCUAGAAUUAAUGAAAACUCUAGACAAGGAUUUGGCAAAAGAGAUAUCAUAAUUAACUCUUUUAUGAACAAAAUAAUUAACUUAGAAGAGGUUAAGAGCUCUUCCAAUGUUCAAGCGCUACGGAGAAUUCAUGACGAAAUUGAAAUCGCUUUUAGAAAUUUAGAGGCAAUGAAUGUAGAAUCUAAGUCCUUCGGAAUCUUAUUAAUGCCUAUUUUGCAAAAAAAGCUACCUCAUGAUUUAAUACUGCAAUUCAAUAAGCAGAGAGAGGACGGUGAUAUUGAAAUUUCUGAAUUCAUUUCAUUUUUAAAGAAAGAAGUGGAAUGUCGGGAAAUUACUUUAGCAGCAUGUAAUGAAAAUAAAGCUUCGACAAUUUCUAAAGGUUAUAGUAAUCAAAAGAAUGUUAGUAAAAGUUACGAUAGAGAUAUUGCUACAGCCAGUGCAUUGAAUACUUCCGUAAAUCAAAUAUGCAUCUUCUGCCAAAAUGCACAUAGUUCCUACAAGUGUAACAUUCGUGCAACGGAAAAAAUAAAACAGCUUAAAACGAAUAACAGAUGUUUUAAAUGUUUUAAGAAAUUUCACUUGAGUAGGGUUUGUAAUGAUAAAAGUGUUUGUUUCAAAUGUAAUGGGAAAAAUCAUCAUGAAUCGAUUUGUUUCAGAAACAGUGACGAACGUUCUAACUCAAGUAAAUCUUUAGAGCAACUUAAAACUUCGGAAAAUACGUUAGACGCUUCUAAUUCAAAUAAUGAAUCUGUAGUUCCUAACGUAAAUGCAAACGCUUUUGUUUCUCAGAACUAUAAUAAUGCUUUGAGCGCGAAAAAUGUAUUGCUACAAACGUGUACUGUAGUAAUUUGUACAGAAUCAGACUCUGAAACUACGCGUGCAAUUUUGGACCAAGGUAGUGAACGUUCUUUCAUAAAAGACACUUUGGUUAAAUCUUUGAAUUUGAAACCCAUACGCACUGAGAAACUAUCAGUUUUCGCAUUCGGAGCGGAAAAACCCAUUGUUAAAAAUUAUCCUGUGGUAGUAAUUGAACUUUGCGACAUUGAGUUGAAAAACAAAAUAAGAUUAGAAUGUUUGGUAACCGACACAAUUUCCUCAUGUCCUGUGAAGGGUCCAAGUUUACGCUCACUCGAAAAAAUGCAGUGCUUGGGACUAAAGCCGGCCGAUAUUGUAGAUAAUGUCUCCGAUUUACGACAUUUGGGGGUAUUAAUUGGGGCCGACAAAUUUUGGGAUGUAGUGUUGACAGCGAGAAAACGCAUAAAUAGAGAUCUUCAGGCCGUUAACUCUAUAUUUGGGUGGUUUUUAGUGGGUUUAGACAGAAAUACGUUUAGGCAAGUCAACUUUUCGAAGCAUUCAAAUGUAUCGGUAGGAAAUGCAAUUGUUUUAAAUGAUUUAAGAAUAUUUUGGGAAUUGGAUUCUAUGGGGUUAAUUGAAGAAUCUAGUAAAUAUUCCAAAAAAGAUGAAGAUUUAAUUCAUCACUUCGAAACAGAUUUGCGAUUUGUAGACGGGAGAUACGAAUGUAAAUUACUUUGGAAAACCACAACUGACGGUCUCGAAAACAAUUUCGAGGUAACUAAAAGACGCUUUGAAACUUUAAAACAAAAACUGGAUAAAACUCCAGGAAUAUUAGCGAAGUAUAAGGAAAUAAUAGAACAGCAGUUAAACGAAAAUAUAGUUGAGAAAUGCGCUAAUGAAAUCAAAGAUAAAGAUUAUUAUAUGCCCCACAGAGCAGUCAUUCGUAAUAGCGAAACGACGAAUGUUCGUAUCGUAUUUGAUGCAUCUUCUAAAUCUGAAAAUUGUAAAUCCUUAAAUGAUUGUUUAGAAAUUUAUCCUAACUUGAAUCCGUCCGUUCUUGAUAUUAUUCUUAGGUUUCGGGAGCAUGAAAUAGCAUUUAGUGGAGACCUAGAAAAGGCGUUUUUGAUGAUUGGGAUAGCUAAACAAGAUCGGGAUUUUUUGAGAUUUCUCUGGUUUGGGGAAUCAAACGAACAGUUCAAAAGUUUGCGUAUGUGCCGCACGCCGUUCGGUACCAGUAUUAGCCCAUUUAUACUAGCCGCUACUAUUAAAUAUCAUAUUAAAAAAUAUAAAAUUAAAAACCCUGAUGUAUUUGAAAUGCGUAAUUCAUCAAUUUAUGUAGAUGAUUUGUUUUAUGGUGCUAAAACGGUGGAAGAUGCAUACAAAUUGUCUGUAGAUGCAGUAAAUAUUUUCCGUGACGCGAUAAUGAAUUUGAGAAAAUUGAAAUCGAAUUCAAAUGAACUUAAUGCUUUGUGGCUCAGGGAUAAUAUUAAACAGGACGAAAAUUUGAGUAAAAAAUCAAAAAUUUUAGGCAUGAAUUGGAAUCCCAUUAAUGAUUCUAUCAAUUUAGAGCUAACUGCUGUAAUUGAAUCUGUGAAAAGCAAACUAAACGACACAAAAAGGACAGUUUUAAGAACUGUAGCUAAAAUAUUCGAUCCAGUGGGAUUUCUUCAACCUUUUACUGUGCGGAUGAAAAUAUUGUUACAAGAUCUUUGGCUGUUAGGUCUAAACUGGGAUGAAAGCCUUCCUAGUGCAUUAAAAGGAAGGUGGAAUAAUUGGUGCUCAGAACUUGACUUCUUAAAAAAUCUGACUUUCCCAAGGAAAUUCUUCAGUGAGUCUGAUUACACGAAACUGAGCAUUCACAUUUUUUGCGACGCCUCUCCUAGAGCGUUUGGAGCGGUUGCUUAUUUUAGAUACUCUAAUAGUUACGGGGAGAUUAAAACUUCCUUCAUAAUGGCCAAGGGUAGAGUUGCACCUUUGAAAACUUUAUCUUUGCCAAGAUGUGAGCUAAUGGGAGCUCUUAUAGGUGCUCGAUUAGCGAAAUAUUUAAAAGGCAUUUUUCCGAACUUAACCGAAAAUCUGUAUUGUUGGAGCGAUUCAACAAUUGUACUACACUGGCUAAGAAGAUCACCAAAUGAGUGGAAGCCCUUUGUUAGCAAUCGCGUAGCAGAAAUUCAGGCAAUUUGCAGUCCAAAUCAGUUUUUCUACUGCGAUUCCAGAAAUAAUCCAGCAGAUAUGUUAACAAGAGGAGAACAAGCUGAAACAAUGGCUUCUAGUCCACUGUGGCGAAAUGGACCUAGUUGGCUUACCGAAUCCGAAGAGUUAUGGCCAAAGAAAAUAGCAAAGUUCAACGAGGGAGAAAUGUCCAUUGAAAGCAGAAAAUCGCGAAACGUCCUACAAAUUUCCGCUAAUAGUGAACCCAAGCAAUCUGAUAGUUCACUAUUUGAUUUAGAUGAAUUCGGCACUUUGAAGAAAGUGUAUCGUAUUACCGCAUGGAUAAUGAGAUUCAUCAAUAACUGCAAACCAAAAUCUGAGAAGUUGUGUGGACCAAUUGCAGCAGAAGAAAUUAUGACUGCAGAAAUAUUUUGGAGUAAAACCACGCAAAUGGAACACUUCAAAAAGGAAAUUGAAACCCUAUCCGAUGGAAAGAAUAUCGACAAAAAUUCCAGCCUAUAUUUGUUGCAUCCUGAAAUUGAUGAGAAUGGUCUUCUGCGUUUAAAGGGGCGAAUACAGUUUGCAGAUUGUCAAGAAUCAGCAAAGCACCCAUUGAUAUUGCCAUCAAAGUGCAGAUACGUGGAACUUUUAAUAAUGGAUGCACACGAAAGAGUAUUUCAUUCUGGAGUAGAUGCCACACUAACACAUCUCCGUGAAAAGUUCUGGAUCAUUAAAGCACGACAAAGAGUUAAAACGGUUCUUCACAAGUGUUUGAUUUGUAAAAGAUUCAACGCGCGUCCAGGGGCUCAGGUUGUAGCUCCACUUCCUGCAGAUAGAAUAAUUGAGUCACCACCCUUUGCAGUAACUGGACUCGAUUACGCAGGACCCUUUUAUUGCAGAGAAAAUAAUGAAAAACAUUAUUUGCUUUUAUUUACGUGUGCAGUUACGCGCGCGAUCCACUUAGAACUGGUACCUUCCAUGAACACUGAAUCAUUUUUACUGGCCUUCCGGCGGUUUAUAUCUCGACGAGGACUGUGUAAUACAAUUUAUUCUGACAAUGCAAAGUCAUUUAAACGAGCAGAUAUUGAGUUGAAAAAAGUAUUUAAAUGCAUUGGUCAUCCUUCUGUUCAAGAUUUAUUUUCACAUUACAAUAUAAAUUGGAAAUAUAUUGUAGAAAGAGCUGCAUGGUGGGGAGAAUUCUGGGAGAGAAUGGUAAGAACAAUUAAAACAAGCUUAAGAAAAAUUGUUGGGCGCUCAUCGCUCUCUCUCAAUGAACUUGAAACGGUGUUUAUUGAGAUUGAAGCAAUAAUUAAUUCUCGACCCAUUACUUACGUAUAUGAUGAUCCCUCAGAACCCUCUCCCCUCACUCCUGCACAUUUUUUAGUAGGUAAGCGAUUGUUAUCCCUCCCUCCAACGAGAAUUUCAAAGGAUAAUUUAUUAGGAUCUAGAAAAUCCACAGUUAAAAAAUUUAAACAUCAGCAAAAUGUGUUAAAUCAUUUUUGGAAUCGCUGGCGAAAAAAUUAUCUAUUAAUGUUAAGAUCUGCUCAUGUGUGUCAGCAAACUUCAAAAAAUAAGGAAUUUAAGCCUAAUGAUGUUGUUUUAAUCGAAGAUGAUCGUUACCCAAGAAAUAUGUGGUCUUUAGGGAAAAUUACUGAUUUCAUGGCAGGGAUAACAAAGUGCGUUCUUGUUCGAUCAAAACUAAGACAGGAAUUAUAA
Molecule: messenger RNA, 5028 nt
Organism: Uloborus diversus
Lineage: Eukaryota; Metazoa; Arthropoda; Arachnida; Araneae; Uloboridae
Exons: 2
Coding region: 1-5028 (1675 amino acids)
Biological process (GO): DNA integration
Molecular function (GO): nucleic acid binding
Source: RefSeq, a predicted model, not a curated record